Molecule: messenger RNA, 264 nt
Organism: Arabis nemorensis
Lineage: Eukaryota; Viridiplantae; Streptophyta; Magnoliopsida; Brassicales; Brassicaceae
Source: the annotation of a GenBank genome assembly
AUGGGCUGGUCUAGACUUUGGUCGAGGAAAAUCUCAGCUGUGCCGAGAGAAGGUGAGUUUGGAUUGAGAAUAGACUUUGGUCAGUCUGCUCGCACCGCGGGUAGGAUUGUGCGGUCUGCGGGUCUGUGUUGUUGGACGCGAGUCAAGGGCGGAUCAGUCAGGAUGCGGGGAAGGAUUUUCCCCACUUCAGCAGUGCGCAUGGGAGUGCGGGCUAGUGCGCAGUUCAACUCUGCCACAUGUUCCCCAUGUGUGGGUAGCGUUUGA